AUGGCUCGUCCUCUGGACGAGAGUUUGCUGCGAUUGUUCAAAUCGUUCGUGAAUCGAAAAGACGCAGAAUCUUCGGACGAUGAAUUUUUGAAUUCCAAAAUCUCAAGACCGGAGAAGCUCAAUAUCUUUGAUUCAGAGGUAGGUUAUUCAAUUUGCUUUUACUUUUUAGACAACAGACGUUUCAUACUUUAAAAUCUUGCUAAUGAACUAGAAUUUACUUUGAAAUGCACUUUUAAAUCUCGCUUUUGCGGGAAAAGCGCGUUUUAUGGGUCAUUUUUUUCUAUUUCUGGGUCAGGUCUUGCUUUUUUUUCUGUUAUUUUUUCCAAAAUUUUAUACUUCGAAAAGUUGGAGGUAGAAAAUUCGAAGAAUGAUCUUAAGAAAGCUUUGUUUUAGACGUUUGGACGUUUUUGUUUGUCUAUUUUAUAGGUAACAAUACUUUCGUGACGUUUAUUGAAAAUACUACUAUUUUUGUUAAUUUAGGUAACAUUUUGUUUUAAUCUGCUCGUAAAUUAUUCAUGUCAAUCUGAUCUUUAAUUCUUUGUUUGAACUUUUUGCCUUUUUUAAAGGAACUUUUGUUUUAUGCUUGAUAAUGUUGUUAACGUUAUCUUUGCUGGAAAUUAUUCUUAUUUCUUUCAGAACUCAAUGAGAUCUACUAAUAACAACACAAUUCCAUUGAAAUUGGAUACUUCACAUGUCGAAGAAUUUUACUCAUUAGCAGAUUCAUUACACGAAGAAUUUGAACAGAUCAAUGUUAGCAGGGAAGCUCCAUCAAAAGUUAAAGGAUCAGUCGAGGAGUUAAUGCAGAAAGUGCAGCUACAAGAAGCUGCAGAAGGCUAUGUACACAACACAAUAGACAGAGGUUGGUUUUUCGUUUAAUUUUUUGUUUGAAUUUUAGUUUAGUAUUGAUUAUUUGAGGUUUUACAUGAGAAUCUACUAUAAUAUAGCCUUUUUGGUGGUGCGUGUAGGUUUUUUUUAUCUUGAACUUAUCUACCUUUUUGUUUAUUGUGUAUAAAUUGAUUUCUGACGAAAGAAUCUAUGUCAAACCUUUUUAGUGCUAGUAGUAAUAAGAAAGAAGAUAAAGCACACAACAGACCAAUACGAGAUAACAGAGACGUUGUGUACAGAAUUGGAAAGUUUAUAUGGCCUGAACCGGUUGGAUGUGGAUCACACUGGUCUGUGUCUAAAAAACGACAAAUACACGAUAGCAUUUCUAGUGCUACUGGAAUCCGAAUUUGCAGAUGACGUGAUACGAAGGUUUCAGAUGAAUAAUGUCAACAAUCAUGACUAUGGUAAGUCGGUUUAUCGACCAUAUUAGUAGCAAUUACACUUUAUAUGUCUAGUAGAAUCUUUUCUUUGUUUUGUAUAUAAUGGCCUGUUAAUUUACAUCUGUUUUCAUACUGUAUUCUGUAUUUUCAGUGCUGCUAUGCAGAGGUGACCGUUUUGUUAUGAGUUCAUUGAAGGGUCUCAAAAUAGCCUCAAAAACUCUAUUAAACAAAGUUUUGGAUGAACUUAUUGAUCGGACAUAA
Bursaphelenchus okinawaensis is the source of this 1526-nucleotide messenger RNA. Lineage: Eukaryota; Metazoa; Nematoda; Chromadorea; Rhabditida; Aphelenchoididae. The record is from the annotation of a GenBank genome assembly.